Cryptococcus wingfieldii CBS 7118 is the source of this 1122-nucleotide messenger RNA. RefSeq names its product replication factor C subunit 2/4. The coding region runs from base 1 to 1122 and encodes 373 amino acids. Gene Ontology annotation, biological process: DNA repair; DNA-templated DNA replication. The transcript has 7 exons. Lineage: Eukaryota; Fungi; Basidiomycota; Tremellomycetes; Tremellales; Cryptococcaceae. Gene Ontology annotation, cellular component: DNA replication factor C complex; nucleus. Gene Ontology annotation, molecular function: ATP binding; ATP hydrolysis activity; DNA binding. The record is from RefSeq and is a predicted model, not a curated record.
AUGGCCACCUUCGCAUCUCGCCCUGCUGCCCCUGCUCAAGAUCCCAAGCUACAGCCUUGGGUCGAAAAGUACCGACCAAAGACGAUUGAUGAUGUUUCCUCGCAAGACCAUACCGUGGCUGUCCUGAGAAAAGCGCUUGCUUCUACAAACCUUCCUCACAUGUUGUUCUACGGCCCGCCUGGAACAGGAAAGACCAGUACCAUCCUCGCCCUCGCUCGGCAACUCUUCGGGCAAGUCUCUCUGGCCGCCAUUCUCCCGGACUUGUUCAAAGCGCGUGUUUUGGAACUGAACGCUUCAGAUGAACGAGGUAUCUCUGUCGUCCGAGAAAAGAUCAAGACUUUCGCUAGGGAAACACCUCGACACGCUCCUGGUGUCAGCUCCGACGGCAAAUCGUACCCCUGCCCCCCAUUCAAGCUCAUCAUCCUCGACGAAGCCGAUUCAAUGACCCAAGAUGCCCAGUCGGCGCUGAGGAGAAUCAUGGAGUCUUAUUCCAAGAUCACGAGGUUCUGUCUAGUGUGUAACUAUGUCACGAGGAUUAUCGAACCGCUAGCGUCGCGAUGUUCCAAGUUCCGCUUCAAGCCUCUGGAACAAGGCAGCACGCAAGCGAGAAUGGACAUGAUUGCCAAGACCGAAGGUGUGGACACUGAAGAGGGUGUCUUGGAGUUGAUCUUGGAGUUGGCCGGCGGUGAUCUGCGAAAAGCCAUCACGUAUCUCCAAACUGGUCAACGGUUGCAUGCUGCCAGCAACCCACCGACACCCAUUUCCGCUCUUUCCAUCCACGAGAUAUCCGGCGUCGUCCCCACCUCCCUCAUCGAAUCCAUCCUCCAAUCCAUCGGCAUCGACCCUUCCACCGGUAUCGACCCCUCCCUCCUCUCCUCCUCCUCCUUCACCUCCGUCCGCACCGCCGUCCUCCAAAUCACCCGCGAAGGCUGGUCCGCAUACCAAGUCUUGUCCCAGCUCCACGACGCGCUCAUCCCGCUGCCGGCGAUAGGCGCGGUGGAGAAGAGCUUGGCGGGGCUGGUGAUGGCAGAGUGUGAUAAGGCGCUUUGUGAGGGUGGGGAUGAGGAGUUGGCGAUGAUGGAUUGUUUGUUGAGGGUGAAGGAGAUUAUGGGGAGAAAGUAG